Fraxinus pennsylvanica is the source of this 858-nucleotide messenger RNA. The record is from the annotation of a GenBank genome assembly. Lineage: Eukaryota; Viridiplantae; Streptophyta; Magnoliopsida; Lamiales; Oleaceae.
AUGGCGGCCUUGAUCCGCGCUCUCAGAUCCUCCUCCUCCUCUUCCUCUUUUACUAAUUAUGUUAUCCGAAGGUCUCUAUCCACGUCCGCGUCAACGGCAGCCCCACCCCUAAGUUCCGAAACCUUCACUCCCUUCGUAGAUACCAAGGGCAAACAUGUUCAGUGGGUGUUCCUGGGAUGCCCCGGCGUCGGAAAGGGUACCUUCGCCAGCCGCCUCUCCACCCUCCUUGGUGUCCCCCACAUCGCCACUGGAGAUCUCGUCCGCGAAGAGCUCUCCGCCACUGGACCACUUUCUAAACAGCUUACAGAGAUUGUGAACCAAGGGAAAUUGGUAUCUGAUGAGAUAAUUAUAAGCUUAUUGUCAAAGAGGCUUGAGACAGGGGAAGCUAAAGGUGAAUCAGGAUUUAUACUAGAUGGAUUUCCCCGAACAGUUAGGCAAGCAGAAAUAUUGGAUGAUGUAACAGACAUUGACCUGGUGGUAAAUCUCAAGCUUCCAGAAACAGUACUGGUUGAGAAAUGCCUUGGACGAAGGAUCUGCAGCCAAUGUGGGAAGAAUUUCAAUGUAGCAAGUAUCAAUGUCAAGGGUGAAAAUGGAAAUCCUGAUAUUAGUAUGGAUCCACUUCUUCCGCCUCCACAGUGUGUUUCGAAGCUCAUUACUCGUUCUGAUGAUGCUGAAGCUAUUGUUAGAGAAAGACUCCGUGUAUACUAUGAGAAGAGUCAGCCAGUGGAGGAAUUUUACCGUAGUCAAGGGAAGUUGAUGGAAUUUAAUUUGCCUGGUGGUCUCCCGGAGUCAUGGCCAAAGCUGCUGGAAGCACUUAACCUUGAUGAGUACGAGGAUAAGCAGUCCGCUGCAGUGUAG